Meloidogyne enterolobii is the source of this 746-nucleotide messenger RNA. NCBI's taxonomy places the organism in Eukaryota, Metazoa, Nematoda, Chromadorea, Rhabditida, Meloidogynidae. The record is from the annotation of a GenBank genome assembly.
UUUUCGGGACCAUUAUUUGAAUGUACUGUAGGCAAUUUUCUUAUUGAAUGGAGAAGGGUCCUAUUUAUUUCAUCGGAAUUUCCAUAAUUUUCUCUUAGAAGUCGGAUUGCCUCAUGAUAAGAAGCAUUGGUUAAAGGAAGGGAUUUUAUCAGUAAAUAUGCGGGUCCAUCUAAACAUUCCUUGAGAUAAUUAAAUUUAACGGCAUCGGAAAGAUCUGGAAUGUCGUGGACACCAACUUUAAAUGAGUUCCAAAAGGAAGUAAAUUCAACACAUUUUCCAUUAAAUUUGGGGAGUGAGAGCUUCGGGAGAUGAAAAUGUGUAUUUGUGAUUUGGGAGGGGUCGGGAAGAGCUUCUGUUAAUUUAGCCUUUUCGGAAAGGAGUUUACGGGAAUAUCUUUUUAAAUCUCUGAGUUUAUUAAGGAAUGGGGUUUCUGUAGUAAAUGCUUCGUAUAUUGGGGUGUCGGCUUGGCGCUCUGCGCCUGUCAUACUGGUACGAAUGCUCAUCCAUUUUUCAUGGGCUGAGGUUAUAUCUGUAAUUGUUUCGGAUACAUGUCCUAAUUCUAAUUCGAGGGAUGUAAUGAGGGAGCGAAUGUUUGCACGGUGGAGGGAAAUGCUCCCUAUUUGUUCGGGGAGAUUAAAUUCUUUUUUAUUAUUUAAAAUUUCGGUAGCGUCCUCGGCGAGGAGCCGCAAUGCAUUGCGGAAAGGUGCUGACAUUUUUCGGGUUUUCGAACCGGCUGAGCUGUAGGA